AUGCAUCCCAAGGAUGGGCUGGAGAACAACUGCACCUCAGAUCACUGGUCUGUGGAGCAGGUGGCGCUGGUGAGCAGCCCAACACCAGACGGUGAUGCAGGAGCAUGUGAUCACGGGAACCAUCACCUGAAACCGAUCCACAGGAUUGGCUGCUGUUUUCCAGGGCUGAACGGUGAGAUCCGGGUCAUGAAGGAGGCACCACCGAGUUGGGAGAUUGAAAAGGUGGGAGCCUGCGAGCAAAGCGGCUGUGACGCGGCUGUGGGGCCGAUUAGAGAGCGCGUCGGUUCCCUCCCCUUCGGUGGUGAUGCAGUGGAGCAGCUCUGCGCAGAACCGGGCUCCGUGUAUAAAAGCAGCUGCGCCUGCACGCGCCGAGUACAGCAACAUCCGCUCCCGAACCGAGUCCGAAGCGGCGCCAACAUGCUCGGGAUCUGCCGGAGACUUGUUCUCGUUUCCUGCUUGUUUGCGCAGAGUUGGGCUCAGGAGUUGGGCGGACAGACGCAGUUCAUCUGCACGUCGGUACCAAAGGAUGUGGACAUUUGCGCGGCCACGCUGCAGAACAGCGUUCCCGGGGAGGACUUGAAGACCACCGUCAUGCAGCUGAGGGAGACGGUUCUGCAGCAGAAGGAGACCAUCAUGAACCAGAAGGAGACCAUCCGAGAACUGACCUCAAAGUUGGCUCGCUGCGAGAGCCAGAGCGGCGGCGAGUUCGGGGACGCGCGUCCCGGCGGGCGCCGGAAAGAAACCGGGGCCAAAAACACCAUGGGGGACGUGUCCAGGGGUCCCGCCGACACUUUGACGCAACUGUCUCAGACUUUGCAGUCUCUGAAGCAGAGACUGGAGAACCUGGAGCAGUUCAGCAGAAGCAACAACUCGGUGCAGGCAAACAGCCUCAAAGACCUGCUCCAGAGUAAGAUCGACGACUUGGAGAAGCAAGUGCUGUCCAGGGUCAACAGCAUCGAGGAGGGGAAGCCCGGACUCCGCAACGAGACGGAGCAACGGGGGCGAGUGGAGUCCACCCUCACCUCGCUCCAUCAGAGGAUCACCGACCUGGAGAAAGGUCAGAGGGAGAACAGGCCGCUGGACAAAUUCCAGCUCACCUUCCCGUUGAGAACCAACUACAUGUACGCCAAGGUGAAGAAGAGCCUGCCGGAGAUGUACGCGCUCACGGUGUGCAUGUGGCUCAAGUCCAACGCCUCGCCCGGAGUGGGCACGCCCUUCUCCUACGCUGUCCCCGGCCAGGCCAACGAGCUGGUCCUCAUCGAGUGGGGCAACAACCCCAUGGAGCUGCUCAUCAAUGACAAGGUGGCCAAGUUGCCAUUCCUCAUCAACGACGGGAAGUGGCACCACAUCUGUGUGACCUGGACCACACGCGACGGCGUCUGGGAAGCCUUCCAAGAUGGCGUCAAGAGGGGCAGCGGCGAGAACCUGGCCCCAUAUCACCCCAUCAAACCCCAAGGGCUGCUGAUCCUGGGCCAAGAGCAGGACACGUACGGUGGAGGCUUCGACGCCACGCAGGCCUUCGUCGGCGACCUGGCCAACUUCCACAUCUGGGACCGUAAACUGUCUGUGGGAGAGAUUUAUAACCUGGCCACCUGCAGCAGCAAAGCUCAGGUGGGCAACGUCUUCGCAUGGAUGGAGACCAGCCUGGACAUUUACGGCGGCGCCUCCAAGUGGACGUUCGAAGCCUGUCGCCAACUCAACUGACGUGGGAGAAGCGGACGGACUGUUGGGCCGCCGCGGCGCUGCACCGGUGACGGGACUCGGCACGUCAGGCAGCCACUGCUCCCACUGAUGGGCGGGACCCUUUGACAGAAGAGAAUCUUCCCGGGGAAAGUGGCGGCGAGUGUCCUGCGGCGCCUGAAUGCACAUCAGGCAUCAGGAGAUCCGAGGUGUCUUUCUGAGGCUGGAGGCAGGAGAUGCCGCCUCAUGUUUAGCAAGCAGAUGUCACGCCACCUCUCCACUGCCAGGAUUUCUCACUGUGUAGCAGUGGACUGGAGGAACCGGAUCCUCAGGAGGCCAGACCACCCCGUUUCUCUCAUCCUCUCUUCUCCAGCGCCACCUGCUUGACCUGAUCUUCUGUACAGAACGACGAGUGUAUUUAUCAGUUGCCAACAUGGAAGCCUGAGUGCCUUUGGGCUGUUGGGAAUCUCAGCACGUUGGUCCGUGUCUCCUUGGGUCCUUGGACCUUGGUUUUUUUAAAAAGAUGUUUGUGGCAGCACUCUGACGGAGGCCCAUGUUUGCAGAUGUUUGUGCACCAGUGGGAAUGUUCUCUGUACAGUUACAGCAUGUCUUAACGUGUAAAUGCUGCGUCGGCCAGUUGAACCUUUGCGUGUCCCCUUCUAUUUUUGGGCUGAGACUUUUCUACUGUCUUGUUACAAGCUUCAAGCAUGGCAGCACCCACAGAUGAAAAAGAAGUUCUAGUUUUUGUAAUAAAUUGUGAUACUUGAAUCCGAGCU
Synchiropus splendidus (mandarinfish) is the source of this 2456-nucleotide messenger RNA. It is a transcript of the gene nptx1l, whose product is annotated as neuronal pentraxin 1 like. The transcript is spliced from 7 exons. The record is from RefSeq and is a predicted model, not a curated record. Lineage: Eukaryota; Metazoa; Chordata; Actinopteri; Syngnathiformes; Callionymidae. Bases 1 to 1704 code for a protein of 567 amino acids.